CAUUCGCUAAAACUUGACUUUAAAACCAAAGCGAAUUCAAAAUGGACAAUAAAAGUGAUCCAACGACCGAAUACAACACUCAAAUGUUUUACUCGCCAGUGACUUAUUUAAAUUAUCCCGUUCGAGAUUCAUUGUGUUUCGUCAUACCGUUAACGUUCAUUUAUUCGAUCAUAUUCAUAUCUGGCAUUCUGGGCAAUGUAAUCACCUGUGUCGUUAUAACGAGAAACAAGAACAUGCACACCGCCACCAACUAUUACCUUUUCAGUUUGGCUGUGUCCGAUCUGCUGUUGCUGGUUUCCGGCUUACCGCAAGAGAUAUAUAACAUGUGGUAUCGGUAUCCGUACCCAUUCGAUGAGGUCAUUUGCAUUCUACAAGGUUUUGCUGCUGAAACAUCAUCCAAUGCGACGGUUUUGACGAUUACUGCUUUCACUUUAGAAAGAUACAUUGGAAUUUGUCAUCCAUUUUUAUCACAUACAAUGUCAAAACUUUCGCGAGCAAUUAAAUUUAUCCUUGGAAUUUGGAUGUUGUCGAUGAUUCUGGCUGUGCCACAGGUUUUGGACGUUGGCAUAACGCAAUAUAAAACGUGUACGGUGAAGAGUGGACUCGGCAACAAUCUCAACAAGCAUGUUUUCACACUGUCGACGAUUUCCGUUUUCAUAUUGCCGAUGACAAUCAUAUCGAUAUUGUACAUUCUGAUUGGCUUGCAGCUGCGACGUUCGCAAAUCCUUAACCGGAACUCGGUGUAUGUGAGUAGUGAUCGACUGAAGCCACUCAAAUACAGUCACAAAAGUUCUUCGUUCCAAACAAACAUUGCAAUGGAGUCAAUGUCACCAAUACUAAUACAGUACUGUCCAGCCAAAAAACCAUCCGAGUAUUGCUGCGCGAAGAAGAGCACAUCCAAUUUAAACAAUAAUUUGGUCAGACCGUUGAGAAAUGAUCGAAUUCAGUAUGUGUCAACGGUUCCAUUCAACGCUGGAGCGAGGCGAGUUGUGAAAAUGUUAGUUGUUGUGGUCGUCACAUUUUUCAUAUGCUGGGCACCACACCAUGCACAACGCCUACUGGCUGUGUAUGGUAACAAUGACCAGAGGUCUAGCGAUGGCUUCAACUAUGUAUUUGAUUAUCUGACCUAUGCAUCCGGCGUUUUGUACUUCACAUCCACAUGCAUCAAUCCAUUUCUGUACAGUCUGAUGAGCUACAAAUUUCGGGAGGCGUUCAAGAAGCUUUGGUGGAUCGAUUUCAAACUUUUCUCCAACAUUUACCCACUGUCUAAACCGGUGACCUAAUACGACAAUGUGGGAAUAUGGUCAAGGCUGAAUGCCUGGACAACAACCUAAUUUGUUAUUCAUCGGACGAUUCAAUACGAAGUGGUCGACAGAAUGGAUGCAUUUAAGAAGAACAAAAAACAAAACAAAAAUCUUAUCAAACCAACGAAUUGCGACAACCGUCAUUUCAUUUCGAUGCAUCGACACAGGUCAUUCAAACGUUUAUAGUUAAACAGAAAUUAUAAUAGCUGUUGAUGUCAAUGAAUUGAAAAACAAGCGAGGUGGUGUAUGCUGGCAUCGGGCGAUUUAGCUACACUUAACAAUAAAAUAUAUUGAAGAUAAGGCAUUCCAGUCAUUAUCGAUCGACAACUAAAACUUACAAACUUGUACAAGAUACACGUAACAAAUUCACCGUACAAUGAAAUGAGUUGUUCGAUGUUCUGAAAUUUACUUGAUUCGAAAAUCAGCUGUCUAUUCAAGUGUAGCGUGUGAGUGUAUGUUUCCCUAAUCGUUGUAGUUGUUUGCUAUCUCGUAUAAAUAGAAAUUUCAUUAGUAAACUAAUAUACUUGGUAGAAAGGCGACCACUGCAUUGAAUUUUCCAUCUGAAAUUAAAAACGCCAUAUCAGGUUGUUCUACUCUCGUAUAUUUGUAUGGUACUCUGUAUUUUGUAGCGCCUAAAAAUAGUCUGCAUUUACCAAAAUAGUCUUUUCGAUUUUACACUGAAAAUUUCAAAAAGCCUGUGCAUUCGGGAGGUAACACUGAACAACUGAAUUCUAGAAACGAUUUUUUCAUCAUGUUACACAUAUAGAACAUACAGAUAAAGCUAAGUACACACCUUCUGAGCGAAGCGUAAUAAUUUUCGAAUAACUCUUCACUGAUCUAGUACAAUGAAG
Messenger RNA from Bradysia coprophila, 2155 nucleotides. RefSeq names its product pyrokinin-1 receptor-like. Gene Ontology annotation, biological process: neuropeptide signaling pathway. Gene Ontology annotation, molecular function: neuromedin U receptor activity. The record is from RefSeq and is a predicted model, not a curated record. Lineage: Eukaryota; Metazoa; Arthropoda; Insecta; Diptera; Sciaridae. Gene Ontology annotation, cellular component: plasma membrane.